UUUUGAUGAAAAUUAUUAUUCCAAUGUUAUGACAAUAUCUAACGUCAUUAAUAUUUGACACUGCGAUGGUAGCGCCGUCUGUCCGAUCCAAUGUAAAACAUUCCAAAAUCAACAACUACCUACUAAUAAAUUAAAAAUUAUUUAAAAAAACAUUUUCCAGCGGACAAAAUUGUGAAUCUAAACCAUUCUCAGAUCCCCUUGAACACACUCAAAAAAUUUCAUCAUAAUCGGUCCAGUCGUUUAAAAGGAGUUCAGUGACAUACACACUUACAGAAGAAUUAUACAACGUGUAACAAAAAGGGGGUAUACAUAUCAAUUGCACGGCUUCUAGAUAACAUAACAAACGAUACGGGAAGGGUUUUUUAAACUCACGUUUCUUUGGUACCAAGUUAUGAAUUUUUCAAAUCGCGCCGCCGCAUGAUUCAAAAUUAGGUAGAUAGGUACUAGGCGAUCAGAUUGACAGAAGAAAUGUUCCGUAAUACUCGCAAGUGAUCCCUGUAGUGUUGUGACAUGUUUGUAUGAUUUAAAAUCAAGAAACAUGCGAUACCAAGUAUUUGGUACAAUUUUUUUUUAAAUCUUAUUUUAAGCUGAAACUUCGUGUAGAGAUUCUAUUCAACCUGUAUUCAUCACCGCUUCUUGAUGUAUAUGGGUAUUUUGUUACACGUUGUAUAUAUAAAGAUAAAUCUAUUUAAACAACUUUACAUUUAAUGCAAAAAGUCUGCAAUUUUUGUUUGUUUUCUGGUUCUAUUCGUAUAGUAGGAAGUACGAACUGCAUUAUAUAAACGAGACAUAUGGCUUCUUAUCGUGUCAUCUUCAAAAUUUCGUUGUAACCGGACAAUUAUAUGUGAAAUUCGGUCGUUAAAAGCGGAUGGACGUUGUAAGCGGAGUCGUAAUAAACGAAUGUCUAUUUAUGCAAGUUUAUACUAAAACCAAACAAAUGCCUAAACUUUCGUCGCUAAAAACGGUUGGUUGCUAUAUGCGAAGUCGUACUAAACGGACUACACUGUAGUAAAAAGGUAUGAAAAAAAUAAUAUCAAUAUAAUAAAACAUUUAGUACAAAGAAAAUGCUCUAACGGAGUAUAGAUAAUUCUAUGUCGAUCGUUACACGACUUCGGUUCAUGUUAUUGUUUUAAUUCAUCGAAAAAAAGUAAAUAAAUAGUAAAAAGGUAUGAAAAAAAUAAUAUCAAUAUAAUUAAACUUUUAGUACAAAGAAAAUGCCCGAACGGAGUAUAAAUAAAUAAUCCAAGUUGUCUUUAUCCUCGAUAGAUGGCGUUGGGAUCGAAAUAGAUCGCGCUAUGGUUUCGUUACAUUCAUUUGGUUGGGUAUCGGCCGAGCGCUUCGGUACUAUCGUAGAAAAAGUGUAUUAUCAGUCGUAUGAUUAUUUGUCUGUAGUGGUCCUGCUGUUUCGUAUAUUCUAAAUUGGUUUCGUUGUAUUUGUCAAUUAAUAAGUUUAUUUGUUGGGUUUUCCUGGUUUUUUGGUUAAACUAUUUAACGUAGGUUUAGUUUGAUAUCGAUUAUUAGUAGUUACUGUAGUUAGUUUUUUUAAUAAAAUUGUAAGUCUAAUUUAUAAAUUAAUUAGAUUAGAUUUAAGUCGUUUCUUUUAAAUUAUUUAGUUUAAGCUUGGUUAUUAUAGCAUAGAGGAUAGGUUGUAAUAUAGUUUCUUUUUUAAUUGUUAUAAAUUCGUAAUUCGUAGCUUUCUUUAGUUUUAAGUUAGUUUAAGUCCGUUUUUAAACAAUUUUUUCAAUGCCCUAAGUGAGUAUACAUCUAUUAAAUUCAAACGCAGAGCUCAUUAUGUUGAUUUUUGAAGAGUUCCCUGGAAUAUCUUCCACAUCUCAUUUUUGAAGAGAUCCCGCGAGAUCGGGAACUAUGUGGUUAAAACCAAAAAUUUGCCGGAAGUCACUAUUCCACGCGAACGAAGUCGCGGGCAAAAGCUUGUUUACUAAUAUAAUCGUAUUAAACGGCUUUUUAAUUCUUAUCUACUUAUUUAGCUCGACUUCGGAAAGUCUACCAGCAAAUCGUCGUCGACGGGUAACAUAUACCCAGCUAGAAGUGUUGUGGGACUUCCUAAACACUAAUAAGGAGGUGGCGUUGGGAUAUAAUAAAAGCGCUCAUGCUCGGGAACAUUCAAGGAGGAUGUGGGAAAAUGUUUCCGAGCAUUUGAACGCGCAAGGUGAAGGCGCUGUGAAAAGCGGCAAGGAAUGGUGUACUUAUUGGGUCGACUAUAAGUCGAAAUUAAAAAGAAAGGCGUCAACAGUCAGACUUUCGCAGACUCAGACUGGUGGCGGGCCUCCAAGUGUCCCUCCUCUCAGCAACAUUGAAAAAAAAUUUAUAUCAAUAAUGGGUGAGGGUUAUGGUAGUGGAUUACCUAACGUACAUGUGGACCCUUUUGCUCCACAAGCCAUCACUAGCUCUGCUGCAGCAACAGAAGGGGCUUUGGUUGUCUGGCCUGCGGACUCACCUAAUUUAAUUGAGAAUAUAUCACGUCAGGAAGAGGUACCAUCGCCGGCAGCGGUGCCACCAGUAAUACCACAGCAGGAGGGGCUACCAACACAGCCUCCAACAGAGGAGGCUGUGUUGGUAGCCCCUCCUCCUGUGCCACCUCUGGUACAACCUCUUCAAGGGGAAAUACCACUCCCUCCCUUAGUACCCCGUGUACGUUCACGCCGGCGACGUGGCAUGAGCAAGGAGGAGGCUCGCCGGCAACUCGUACAAUUAAGCCAAGAAAGAUUGGCAGUAGAAAGAGAAAAUGCAGAAUCAUUAAAACAAAUACUUAUAUGAAUUAAUAAAAUAGCGGAUAAAAUGGACAGGUAAUACAUACAUUUAUUAUACAGUGAAACCUCGUUAAGUGAGACAUCUCAAAUAAACAUUUGUCUCAUUUACAGAGGGUUCCAUUAAUGGAGGUGAACAUAACAUAACAUAACAUAACAUAACAUUGUGGAGAUUUCUCACUUAUUCUGGUCCCACUUAACCAAGUUUCACUGUAUUUACAUUGUAUUUAUUAUUAUUAACAUUUAUUUAAAAUUCUCUAAAUUUACAUUUUUAAAUACUACAAAAUACAAAAUAAAAUAAUAUUUAAAAAUAUGAAAAUAGGAGCCGACCAUUAGCGGGAGCAUGGUCCAAGCUACCGGGUGGUUAGGGCUCCAGAGACAGAAACCUCCUCACAAUACGUGCCGUUUCGAGGAGUACUGCCCUCUGCAUCAGGCCCUUGAUCCAUCCGUCCAACCCCAGCCUCCUAAGGUGAUUGUCGAGGCUGUUGGAUAUUAAUCCGUUGGCCGAUACGACUAUCGGCACAACGAUAGCCGAAUCCACAUUCCACAUGUCGACAACCUCGUGAGCCAAAUCAAGAUAUUACAUUGUAUUUAUGGGUUCCCUCUAUCUGGCAGAAUUUUAAUGCUCCGAAAUUUGUUUGGCAUAACACACUUGGCAGAAUCUUCUUUAAACGAAUAUAUAUGUAAAGAAAAAUACUAUACUAUUUUCUUUAAUUUUGAGUUUAGCCGCCUUGGUGCUUGUGAUAAAACUACACGAAUGAAACCUAUUUUAUUUUAUGAACCUAUUUUAU
This is a messenger RNA of Spodoptera frugiperda (fall armyworm), 3559 nucleotides long. RefSeq lists its product as uncharacterized. The record is from RefSeq and is a predicted model, not a curated record. Gene Ontology annotation, cellular component: nucleus. Bases 1867 to 2778 code for a protein of 303 amino acids. NCBI's taxonomy places the organism in Eukaryota, Metazoa, Arthropoda, Insecta, Lepidoptera, Noctuidae. The transcript has 3 exons.